Molecule: messenger RNA, 2101 nt
Organism: Pocillopora meandrina
Lineage: Eukaryota; Metazoa; Cnidaria; Anthozoa; Scleractinia; Pocilloporidae
Source: the annotation of a GenBank genome assembly
AUGGGAGAAUCAAAGCCUGAUACCGCUGAAAGCAACAAACAAGGCUGCAAAAAUGGUCAAACAUGGUCUUCGUUGUCAUAUCUCAAACGGCGCGAGUUAUUCGGGAUUGCUGAGCGAAGCGACAUUGUUUCUUCAAAAUAUUACAAACAUUUUGCCUUAAGGAAGAUUUGGGAUCCAGAAGAUAGACCAAAUGACGAUGUACAUGGAGCCAUUUUCAAUGUGGAAUUUUCACCUACUGGCGAUCUUCUUGUCGCGGCGUGCGAAAAACACAGCUUGCUUUUCUUUGAUCCUCUUAGCCAACGGUUAGUGAAGACUAUACGGUCGGCUCAUGGCGAUUGCGUAAAUUGUGUGCGUUUUCUGGACACCAGGAUCUUUGUAACAUGUUCUGAUGAUACCACUAUAGCUCUUUGGGACUCUAGGAAUCUAAAAAGUAAGGUUCUUAGCUUAGAAGGGCACUCGAAUUGGGUCAAAAGUGUUGAAUACCACCGACCAUCCGGCCUUCUUGUGACGUCGGCAUUCGAUGAUACCGUGAGGACAUGGGACAUAAACAGGUACUCCAGUGGAGAUGGAGUGAGUAAUCAAAACAACAAGAUUGUUCUUCAGUUUUCCAAUUUAAUUCGAAUGAAACUGUGCCCCGAUGGAUCCAAAAUGAUCAUCUCGGCCAUUCCUGGAAACUUACUGGUACUGCAUAAUUUAAACCUUGAUUACUUACAGUAUGACAUCGAAGGAGAAGAGUAUCCAUUCUGGAGUGCCUCGGAAUCUUCACUCGUUAGCUAUGCUAGUCAUCGAUGGCCAAGUAAGGAGCGUAACGCCCUGGAGAUGGUUCAAGAUUUCCCAGAUGAAUGUUUGCCCUGGUGUAUUUCAUCUUUAGAAGUUCAUCCUCAUGGCUGGUGUACUCUUGCACGAUACACAUGCAAGAAAUCAAGAAAUGAGUGGACUGUUCUUCAUGAUAUUCAGGAUGUCGCUGAUAUGAGGGAUGGUUAGUAUUGAAAACUUAACAAUUUUGUAUGUUAUUCGUACCCUAAGAAAAACUUUUCCCUUUUUCAAUCCCUUAGCCGUUGCCCUCCCUAGCUAUGGAAAUUAUUUUAUAGUAUAAACAUCGGUGUUUAACAGGGAUUCCAGCCCUGAGAAAAGGGAUUAACUGCACAAGUGUAAAAUUGUGAUCAUAAUUCUUUGAUAUUUCCAAUCAGCUGCUGAUACAUCACUUACCUUUCAAUUGCCAUGUUAUCAGGUUCAUGAAUGACAAGCAUUUAUGGUCAGUAAAGGCCUAUGGAGUUUAUAGCAGAGCUCGCAGAGCAUAGCCCCAUAAUUAUACAAAAUAGUAGUGACCCAUUAAGCCGAAAAAGUUUGGAUGUACGACUGUACGACCAUACGACUGUACAAGGUGCUACUUUUAACAUGCGAGGUUAACUGUACUGUGGGCACCCCAACACCACAGCUUUGUUCAAUAGUCCAGCGGUCAGUGCACUGGGCUCUGAGUCGGAUGACCCGGGUUCUAGUCCUUGCCUGGGCAGGGUGUUUUGCCCUUGAAACAUGCAGGGAAAAAAAAUGCAAGCUCCACUUUUAGGCUUGGCUAAAUCUAUAUAUAUUAUGAUAAACAAAAUGACACAUGGAUGCUUUUAGAUGUACGAAUUUCUCUUCUCCUGUUCAACUUGAAAAGAAAUUCCAUAGCUAUGCAUGCCCAUGUAUUUUUCUCUUUGAAUCACUCUUACAAGAUAUCCUACAUGUUUAUUUAUUUAACAUAUUAAUAUUAUUAUUAACUUCUAUUGUAGGUGAAGACAAUGCAACUCCUUCACGCCGCCUUACCUACAGUAUUAAGGAGCCCAAUGUAGCCAGGGGUUACAUAAAAGAACAUUGUUUUAGCAGUGAUGGAAGAAUCAUUUGUUCACCAUUUGGCAAUUCUGCCAGAAUCCUUGGUUUUAGUAAACAUUGUGAAGAACUGGCAACUUGUGUUCAGGAGACACCUUCAGAGCUGUGCGAUUUAAAAACACUUAUCAGUCAUAAACAUGCUGUGGUGACUUGUAGGUUUUCACCAACUCACUCUCUUCUCUCUUUGGGUUGUUUAGGUGGCAAAGUAAGCUUUUACCAACCUAAACUUUGA